This is a messenger RNA of Pyricularia pennisetigena, 1677 nucleotides long. RefSeq lists its product as uncharacterized. Gene Ontology annotation, molecular function: nucleosome binding; DNA binding; histone binding. The record is from RefSeq and is a predicted model, not a curated record. The transcript is spliced from 4 exons. Gene Ontology annotation, cellular component: FACT complex; nucleus. NCBI's taxonomy places the organism in Eukaryota, Fungi, Ascomycota, Sordariomycetes, Magnaporthales, Pyriculariaceae. Bases 1 to 1677 code for a protein of 558 amino acids.
AUGAUGAUUAUCAGUGAGAGUUUCGACAAUAUCUAUCUCAACCUCUCGAGGGAGUCGGGAAAAUGCAGGUUCGCCGAGAACGGUCUCGGCUGGAAGCCUGCUGGCGGCGGUGAUGCUUUCACUCUCGACCAAAGCAACAUCGGCGGCGCAAACUGGAGCCGAGCAGCAAAAGGUUACCAGCUCAAAAUUCUUCAGCGCAAUUCAGGUCUCAUUCAACUGGACGGUUUCCAACAAGAGGAUUACGAGCGGCUGAGCAAAAUUUUCAAAAACUGGUACAGCCACAACCUAGAAAACAAGGAACACUCGCUACGCGGCUGGAACUGGGGCAAGGCGGAAUUCGGCAAGGCGGAGCUCACUUUCAACGUUCAGAACCGGCCUUCGUUCGAGGUGCCGUACUCGGAGAUCUCAAACACGAACUUGGCGGGUCGCAACGAGAUUGCGGUCGAGUUUGGCGUGGACGGCGAGAAGGAGAAGAAGCCUACUGCGAGCAAAGACCAGCUCACCGAGAUCAGGUUCUACAUCCCCGGCACGACGACAAGAAAGGAGGCCGAGGGCGAAGACGCAGGCAGCGAUGCGGACGAGGAGGAGAAGAAUGCCGUCACGCUGUUUUACGAUACGCUGAUCGAGAAGGCGGACAUUGGCGAGACUGCCGGUGACACCAUCGCCACGUUUCUGGAUGUUCUGCAUCUCACGCCAAGAGGUCGCUUCGAUAUCGACAUGUACGAUUCAUCAUUUCGGUUGCGGGGCAAGACGUACGACUACAAGUUGCAGUACGAGUCGAUCAAGAAGUUCAUGGUUCUUCCAAAGCCUGAUGAGAUGCAUUUCCUCAUCUGUAUCGGCUUGGAUCCGCCUUUGCGCCAGGGCCAGACCCGCUACCCUUUCAUUGUGAUGCAGUUCAAGAGGGACGAGGAGGUUACGCUGGAUCUCAACCUGGCCGAGGAGGAGUUGAACGGAAAGUACAAAGACAAGCUCCAGGGCCACUAUGAGCAACCACUACACCAGGUUGUGACCUACAUCUUCAGGGGCUUGGCCAACAAGAAGAUAACGGCCCCGGCGAAGGGCUUCCAGACACAUCGUGGCCAGCUCGGCAUCAAAUGCGCCAUCAAGGCAAGCGAGGGAUUCCUGUACUGCCUGGAAAAGGCAUUCAUGUUCGUGCCGAAGCCGGCAACAUACAUCUCAUAUGAGCAGACGCAGUCCGUCACCUUUUCGCGUGUGGGCGGUGCAGUAUCGGCCACGCAGACAUUCGACAUUACGAUUCACAUGAAGGGUGGCGGCUCAUCGCAGUUCAGCAACAUUAACCGUGAGGACCUCAAGGCUCUCGAGACCUUUUUCCAGGCCAAGGAGCUGCGGGUUAAGAACGAGAUCGACGAGGAUGCCAACCUCUUGGCCGCUAUGCGCGACCAGGCGAUGGUCUCCUCGGACGACGAAGUGGGACCCAAGGCCGAUCGGGGCUCAGCUGACGAGGACGAGGAGAGUGUGGACGAGGACUUCCAGACCGAAUCGGAAAGUGACGUCGCUGAAGAGUACGACUCUGACCACGAGAGUUCGGGAACUGGCUCUGAUGAGGAGAGUGACGGAGGCAAGGGUGGCCGUGGUAAAGACGAUGACGACGACGAUGAGGAGGAGGAGGAGGAGUCGACAGAGAAGCCUCCUAAGAAGAAGAAGAAGACCUCGUAA